Messenger RNA from Dipodomys ordii (Ord's kangaroo rat), 1476 nucleotides. It is a transcript of the gene Oaf, whose product is annotated as OAF homolog (Drosophila). The coding region runs from base 1 to 855 and encodes 284 amino acids. The record is from RefSeq and is a predicted model, not a curated record. The transcript has 4 exons. NCBI's taxonomy places the organism in Eukaryota, Metazoa, Chordata, Mammalia, Rodentia, Heteromyidae.
AUGCCAGGGUGGAUGGAGACUUGGGAAUCUGGCCCGAAGGAUUUCAUCCUGUCUGGCACUUCCACCAGCUCGGGAUUUGAGAGGGGAAACCGCUUUGGAACGUGCAGGGUGCGGGCUUGUAAGGCAUGGGUGUCAGUGGGACAGAUCAGCCAUCCCGAGGCCGGGGAGGGAGGUGUCUGGUGGGGCCAUGUCCAUGUGUGUCUUCCCCGGGCUCUGGCCGAGGGCCACUGCCUCCCUGGCCCCCAUCUUCCCCAUCUUCCCGCCCUGCCUCCCCAGGACGUGAAGAUCUUCCGGGCCCUGAUCCUGGGGGAGCUGGAGAAGGGGCAGAGCCAGUUCCAGGCCCUCUGCUUUGUCACCCGGCUGCACCACAAUGAGAUCAUCCCCAGCGAGGCCAUGGUCAAGCUUCGGCAGAAAAACCCCCGGGCCGUGCGGCAGGCCGAAGAGGUGCGGGGCCUGGAGCAGCUGUACAUGGACGUGGCCGUGAACUUCAGCCAGGGGGCGCUGCUGAGCCCCCAUCUCCACAACGUGUGUGCGGAGGCCGCCGAGGCCAUCUACACCCGCCAGGAGGAUGCGCGCUUCUGGCUGGAGCGAGGUGUGGAUAGCUCUGUGUUCGAGGCCCUGCCCAAGAUCUCGGAGCUGGAGCUGCCCCGCUGCGGGCAGGUGGGGGUCCGGGCACAGCCGUGCACCUGCCGCUACGGCCUGACUCUGGCCUGGUACCCCUGCUCGCUCAAGUACUGCCACAGCCGCCAGCGGCCUGCGCCCUACAAGUGUGGCAUCCGCAGCUGCCAGAAGAGCUACGGCUUCCACUUCUACGUCGCCCAGCGGCAGCUGUGCCUCUGGGACGAGGACCCCUAGCUGGACUGCGUGCGGGCUCCCGGGGGGUCGCUGGGGCCCCGCUGCUCCUCCACCAGCCCGCCUGGGGCGGCCCCCCGCGCCUGCAGCCAUGGCCCCCCAUCUUUGUGACUGUGAAGUGGUAAUGACAAGCAGGGGUUGUGAAGGCAGCCCCCCCGCCCCAUUACCCACCUUGUGCCAUCCUUGGGGACAGAGAGGGGCAGAGCUGCUCCCCAGACCUGCCCCUUCCCUCCCCUGAAGUGUCCACUUUGAAGCAAUGCAACUGUGACGACCCGGAAUUCUUCUCGAGCUCUGGGAGAUCCCCUCCCGCCCAUCCCACCCGGUGAGGGGCUGCUGGGGGCCCAGGCCCUGCCCCUGUGCCAGAGUACAGUGCAUUCUCCUUUCGGCCAUAAGCUAGAGCCGGGGAGACCGCCACCCCCCAAACAGACCACAUGUGCCUUUUCCCAAGCCAGGACUUCAUACACAACACAGCCCGCUCUUCCUCCCCCACCAGAAAGAUCGCUGUAUUCUGGGACAGGGAGGGAGAAUGAAGUAUAUAUCUAUAUAGCUAUAUAAACUUGAAUUCCAGAUUUUUUAAUACAAAGUAUUUAUCAUUUGUACCAGAAAUAAAAGUUUUUAAGUUUU